Molecule: messenger RNA, 402 nt
Organism: Lathyrus sativus (Indian pea)
Lineage: Eukaryota; Viridiplantae; Streptophyta; Magnoliopsida; Fabales; Fabaceae
Source: the annotation of a GenBank genome assembly
AUGGCUUCCAAACCCACAAGCCAAUCUUCCUCCGCCGCAUCAACCAUCUUCAAACCCGGAAUUUUAGCUGAAAUCAGCAUCGACAAAGAUGGAUUCCGUGGUUCAUGGUUUACUGGAAAGCUUGUCAGUUGUCUCCCAAGUGACAAGUUUGUUGUGGAGUAUGAAAAAAUAAUGGCAGAUGAGGAGGGAACAAAGGGCCUCCAAGAAACUGUUAAGCGUUCCCAGUUCCGUUUAAUCCCUCCGAAGGAGAUCAUCCAGGACUUCCAAGUUGGGGAUGAAGUUGACGCUUAUGAGAACAAGGGAUGGUGGGAAGGUCGCAUCUCCGACUCAUUUGGGAACGGUAUGUGGGCAGUGUAUUUCAAAGACUGGUCGGAGCAGCUAGCGUACUCGAAGAAGAACUGA